Sycon ciliatum is the source of this 4998-nucleotide messenger RNA. Its product is annotated as mucin-5AC-like. Gene Ontology annotation, biological process: regulation of transcription by RNA polymerase II. The transcript has 26 exons. The record is from RefSeq and is a predicted model, not a curated record. The coding region runs from base 224 to 4435 and encodes 1403 amino acids. NCBI's taxonomy places the organism in Eukaryota, Metazoa, Porifera, Calcarea, Leucosolenida, Sycettidae. Gene Ontology annotation, cellular component: nucleus. Gene Ontology annotation, molecular function: transcription cis-regulatory region binding.
GCAGCAUUUUCCAAGCAUUUUGCUGGUAUGGUUUCUGGUUUGGAUUUUGUCAAGGCUCACCAAUAGUGAUACUUCAAGAAUAGCAAGCUGCAAUCUGUGAACGACUAGUAAUUGUCUUGUUUGCGGUCUCUCUGUCAGCGUGUUACUGGUACCCUAUUGUCUCCAUAGUUCAAAGCGAGCCUUCACUUGCAACUUGGCGAAUGAUCAUUUCUGAAACUGGAACAUGGGUGGUGAUUCAGGAUACCCAGCUACUGCAAUAGCGAUUGGAACUGAAGUCAGUGCCAAAUACCGCGGUGCUUUCUGUGAGGCGAAAGUGAAGGAUGUCAAGCCUAAUUUCAAAGUGAAGGUUACUCUGCAAGAUGGAAAGGGUGCAGUGACAGUUACCCACGAUGCUGUGCGUUCAAUGUCUCCCACCGCCAGUCCCAUCAAGAAUGGCAGCUCCGUCCAGGUACGAUGUCCCGAUGGGCAGUAUUCUGAAGGCGUUGUGGCGAAAGUCAAUGACUUCACUAUGUAUACUGUCGUGUUUGAUGAUGGCGAUAUCAAAUCACUCCGAAGAUCAGCUCUGUGUUUGAAAGGAGACAGGCACUUUAAUGAGAGUGAGACUUUAGAUCACCUGCCUCUUACAGACCCAGAGAACUUCGGUGCGCCAGUUAUGCAGUCAGCGGCUUCCAAAGUCAAACAAAGAAAACGAGGGCGCCCUUCUGUUGGGCAAGAUGACAGCGAGGAGGAGCGGCGGCAUCGCAAGCGUAGCCGCCAGCGUAGUAAAUCAGAUCAUGGCAAGGUGGUAUUAGUGGAAACUGGAAGGAGAACAAGUUUGUGUCCCGCUGUGGUUGUGCCAUCAUAUCCUGUGGACUAUGAGUUGGGGGAGGAUCAACGACUUGUUCGCCUGUUUAAGGAUGGCAAAUUCUCGGUUGUGUCUGUCGAGAACACUCGUCCUUUUGUACCAGAAUCAGCGGAGAGCCUAUCGGCUAUGCAGAGAUACCCUGGUGUGAAGGAGGCACUGCAGUAUAUCGAGACAGGCAAGCUGCCCUGGGACAUGGCGGUGCGUGAGGCCGUCCAAGGCGGUGCAAGUGAGGAGGAUCGGUCUGCUGCUACCACCGCCCAGUCGUCCAGCAAGGAUGCUUGGAUGAUGAAACUGAAGCGGGUUCUGGAAAAGAAGGGCACACCUCUUACUAAGGCCCCUACCCUUGCUCAUCGGCCGCUGGACCUUCAGUCCCUGUACAACCUAGUCAGCCAACACGGCGGCCAUGAUGAGGUCACCAGACGAAACAAAUGGCGCGACAUCUUUGGCAAGAUGAACUUUCCGCCCAGUGCGGCAGUCUCAGCGCCGAGUCUGAAGGCAUCCUACACAAGGUAUUUGUUGCCGCUGGAAGAGUCUGAAAAGGGUGUGAGGUCAGGUGGAAGGCGUUCAGCGGCUAUGGACGAAGCUGAGGCUGGAGAUGGUGAUGACGAAGGCGACGAAGCAGAAGAUGGGGAUGAUGCCACGGCCGGAGAUGAUGACGAAGGUGAAGACGAAGAAGAAGAGGAAGAGGAGGAGGAAGAGGAAGAGAACACUGCCGCACCCGCUGCCGCCGAGGAGGAAGAGCAAGAAGAAGUGGAAACCGCUGGACCAGAGGCCACUGCCGAAGAUGAAGAAGAAGAAGAAGAAGAAGAGGAGGAGGAAGAAGAGGAGAGUGACGAUGAUGACGAUAAAGCUGCUGAUGCUGACGUCGAGGACACUGAAUCGGCCAUGGGUGAAGAGGAUGAUGAAGAUGAUGGUCCGUCUGGAAAGGGAAAGUCCUCGGUCUACUAUCCCGUUGGUACCAAAAUUCGUGUCCGAUAUGGCCGCGGUCGCAAUCUCAAGCUCUAUGAAGCCAAGGUAAUUGAAAUUGAACGGGAGGGCACGGCGAUCAACCACUAUAUUCACUAUGCUGGGUGGAAUACCAGGUAUGAUGAGUGGGUUGCAGCCGACCGUAUUGUGGAGUCCAUCCCGGCCAAUCAGCGACGUGGUUCCACGAUGUCAUCUCCUUCAAAGGCAACCACACCAAGCUCCAAGUCCCGUGCUCCACGACCCAGCUCAGCCACGACAGCUGGCAGCAGCAGCAGCACUAGCGGUGGCGGGGGCUUUGCGUCAAGCACGUCGAAAGCAACGACGCCGUCUGCGGCAGGUGUCCGCUCGCCUCCCAACUCCGCCCCGGCCGGUGCACCAUCACGCUUGCGCCGUGACCGCGAGCGGCGUGGCAGUGGGCAUACCUCUUCCGAUCAGGCCACCAUACGCCCCCCACAGCGGAAGGCCCAUGCCCGUUCUGAUCUGGAAUCUCCGUACAUUUCAUCUCACUCCACUCAGGAUGACUCUGAUGACGACACUGGGCCAGCUCGUCCACCAGGACGUAGCCUAGCGUCUGGCCGUCCCGCUAUUUCAUCUGAUGACGACGCUAGCGACGGCGCAAGUGGUAGCCGGAUGCCCGGAACUGCCCCGUCCAGCCGCACGGGAAGGGUGUCAUCGUCAUCCAGCUCUCACUCAGCCGUUGUACCGGUGUCAUCAUCUGCCACUGGCAUUCUCACUGCUACUAGUGAGUCUACCACUCUGACUACUCCUAGCACAGCGGCCACUGCCGUACCAAGCACCAAAUCUGAAGCUGAACACAGUCCAGUCGCUCCUAGUAAGGAUAUCCCUGCAAGCAUGUCUCCUUCAGCCGCUCCUGCUACUGCUGUUGUUCUGCCCAAUAUUGCGCCGCAAGUCGACACGGAGGAAAAGCCUAGUGACGAGGCCGUGAGUGAUGCUGAUGCCGACAUUGAAAUGGAAGUCGAGGACACUGCUAAAGAGGAUAGUGACGGUGAAGAAGAACACGAAGAGAUUAAAGCGGAGAACGAUGAGAGCGAUGUUGAGGAUGCGGAUGAGGUCAUCAAAGACGACAUGGCUGAUGAAGACUUGCAGAGUGUGGCUGAGGAAGAUGAAUUGAAUGAAGGAGUCACUGAAACGAAAAGCACCAGUGAAAAUGAAGAUGACGAAGAGGAGGAUGAUGGCAUCGAUGCUGAUGAAGAAGGUGAUGGUGAGCUUGAUGAGGAUGAGCACGAUGCUGAUGAAGAGGAUGUUAAUGAUGAAGAGGAAAUGGAAGGGGACACUGGUGAUGACAAAGACGAUGAAGACACUGGUGAAGGAGAGGAAUUGUCAAAGGUGCCUUCGGCCAAGGUAUCUCGGAGCUCCUCCCAAUCAGCGGUGGAUACAGCAUUGGCCAGCGUCUCCAAGUCGCCUGUAUCGAUAUCACCAGGCCCUGCAAUGCCGCCAGCGCGUGAUGACAAUGUAUUUGUGCCUCACUGUGCCACUGCUUCCACUGUCCCAGUUCCCCUCAUUGAGGACAUUAGCAGCGCCGAAGACAGACCUGCCAGCCCCGCUGUUGAUGACUACCCGCAUGGCUUUGGCAUGCUUUCUGCAGCCGCUAGCCGGCAGGCGGAUUCAUACGUUACUAGCAUGCAGCACACGUCCCCGGCACAGGCAGACCCGAUUCUGACUACUGCUGCUGCUCUACCUCAGAUGGAACUAUCUUCAAAGGGGGAAUGCUCCCCUGACUCCAGCACUGGCAUUUCUGCUAACGAACCGCGGGGUACUUCUCCCACGCCUGCAGUAGAGGAAGCACGCGAGUUGGAGAGUGAGGUUGGAGAGCCUGCGAGAUCAGCACCUAUCGUCUCGCCUCAACGCCGGCUGAGCGAGCCUGUUCGCGCUGAUUCAGUGAAUGCUUUGGAAGCUGCAGCAGCGGCGGCCGCCGCUGUUGCUGCUGUAGCUGCAGCUCCUCCAGCGCCAACUCCUAUACACGGUGAUGCUCAACCAGUAGCACCAGCUCUCUCUCCUACUUUAUCGUCAUCCAGUAUACAGCUGGAGGAGGAGGACGACGAGGAUUUACCAAUGGAUACGGAACGAGUUAGUGCAUCUGCUCGUCGGCGACAUUAUUCAGCUCCGGCUGCGGCUGCAGCUGUUGCUGCUGCGACUGCAAUGGCUAGAUUGGACGAGAGCUCGUUGGAGCAGGCGCCGAGUCCGACGCCAUCCGCAGUGCAACGGGGUGCCGCUCAUGCUGGGGCUUGUGGUGGUGCCAGCUCUGCACGUGCAAGCUCCGUAUGUCAGGCUGGGCAACAACCUAUGAUUGAUAUUGAUGAUUUGCCGCCUGGCAAGAAACCGCGCUAUUGUAAUGUCAAGUGGACUAAAGACUUUGAGGGCACUACCUACACACAGCAGGAGAGAAUUGAUAUUUUAAUGGCAAGGAUGACUAAAAUACGGCGGGCUCAUGGUGACCUCAAAUCUGAAAUGGCCACCAUUGACCGAAAGAAGAAACGGCGUGCUCGGAGUAGCCAAAAAGGUAGGCGAUAUAGUACGCCACACUUUCGUUUACGCCACAGAAGCGACAUCAUCAGCCACAGCUACUGGAAAAGCAGCUCAGUCCACCAAGACCUCUUCCGAUAAGGAUGAAACACCAGCAGCAACGAGCAAAAGUGGGUCACGCGACUCACAGCCACCAGAUGAUCCGGUCGCUACUUCAAUGUCGUCAGAUGAGACAUGAAUGGUACACAAAUGUAGUAUGUGUGCGUAACGUGCAUGUACCGUGGAUGUCCUAUCCACAUAAGCCCCUGGGCUGCAUCGAAUGGAAUACUCUUGCUGCGCUAUAGUGAUGCGUUCACACAAUCAUAGAUACAGCUGUAGUGGGCUAUGUAGAGAAUUGAAUGCAAACGUUCGCAUACAUGUAGCUGCUGGUCCUUGCUCUUUCUGGACGGGUUUUCAUGGAAGGUGUAUACUAUAAAACAUCAUUGUCAGAUGCGUUGCUCUUUUAUUUUCUUCGUGCUCAUAGUUUUGUUUCUUUCUGUCUACUUGCCUGUGUUACCCAUGCGUAUUGUCACAGCGUGGGUCAUAAAAUCGCACACAACACAUGCUGCUUUAACCAGUCGCUCAUGAAACUGCACAUGCCUCAUCCAAAGUUAGCUAGUUUAGUUACUCUAUGCUAUGUAGUUUAAAAAGAAGUUAGAGACUCA